AAGAAAAUGAGAAAUGAAAACACGAAAUCAAAUAAUCUGAUAACAUCUGAGAGAUAUACAUAGAACAAAUCAGCUUUCUUCAAAGCUUUAUACGGAGUCUCCUUCAGCUCCAAUUCCUCUGGAAUUCGUCGAUCCAUCGGUUAUUAUUCAUGAUUAUUCCAUUUCUCCUUUGAAUUGAACUCUACGUGCUCUGCUCCUUCGUCGAUCUGUUCGUUCCUCUCAUCAAUUGCAUAGUAAGUCCUCUUUCUUCUUUUCAUUUCACGGUUCAAAACCCUAGUGUUUCAGGUUCCGGCUUAUUUACUUCUUCUUCUCCUCUUCCUUUAUCUUCCCGGUUCAAACUUCGCAAGUUGGACGCGCCAUUUUGAUUUCCCUUAACUACACGUGGUGCUGAUUCGGCACGUCUUUUUGUUUUUGGAAGUAAUUAGGAUUUUCCGAGGCUUCUGUCUUCGGAAACUGGGAAAGGCUAAAGUAAUUGAAGCAUGAGCAUUGACAAUCCAGGUGAAGGGGAUAAUUAGGGUUUGUGCGUGUUUUCAGGGCAGUGGAUGGACUUCCAUGGGCGAUGGGGACGUUGCAUGCAUGCGUUUACAGCCUAUUUUUGAGUAUCUGUUGGGUUUUGAGAAUUUAUACGGAGGUGACAAUGGCGAGUUCAGUAGUAAAAUGCUCAGUGUUGUUUAUCAGGCUAUGAAAGAAUAUUUCCAGAUGAAAGGAGAUUUUUCUUUGGACAAGGUAAAAAGUAGUCGAGACGUUGAGUUGGUGAAGGAGGAAGUAGAGGAAGGUGAAUUGACUUCUGUUUGGCCAAAUAGUGAGUUUGAGAAUGUGGAGUUUGCUCCAGAGAGUUUGCGUAAAUAUGAAAUAAAAAGGGAAAUUGAGAAACUUGAGUCUCCAGUUGAUAAAUUGAGCAAAGAUGAAUUUGAAAAGGGGGAGCUCGUUCGUGGGAAAUCGCCAAAAGUUUUAUCUGAUAACGGAGACUAUCAUCAUGGAAGGUCUAAAGCCUAUGAUAUACUUGAAAAGAGAAAAAAAGUGGAGCUUGAGAAAAGAGUAUUUGUAUCUUGUAGAAAUGCUAAACCUGAAACAGAAAAAGGAGAGUUUGUUCCUGAAAGAUGGAAUAGAGAAGAUGUGAUCAAGGAUGAGAAAAAAUUACAGAAAUGCCAAGGGGAUUCAGAUAAGGGCAAGAGAUGGAAAUAUGAACAAGAGGGGACACCUUAUGGUAAGUGUUCAGGUGACAGAGAUUUCAGAAAUGGAGGUCAGCACACUAAUAGAGCUGCAAGGUGGGAAACUGACGAUAAUAAAUGUCUAAAAUUAGGAUCAAAUAUAGUAAAUAGGGAACCUUCCUUAAAAAACAAACCAAGCAAUGGGAAUAACCAAGAACAAGAAUCUGGAAACCGGUUCAAGAGGCACGUGGAUAAUCCACAGGUAACUGAGCGAAAACAUUAUGGCGAACAUUCUGAUCUGAGUUCCUCAAAAAGUCGCAGACUUUCCGUUGAGGGUAAUCACUCCUCCUACAGGUCCGUGGAGAGAUCAUACAGGUCUCCUUCAUCAUCCAGGAAUAUUUCAUCUGGCAGGUAUUCCACCACAAGCUAUGAAUCUUCAGGUUUCAGGAUAGCUCAUGACAGGUAUGGUACUAGUCCACGUAGGUCAGAGCGGUCCCUACUUGAUCGGGCCCACUCAUCUCGUCAUGACAUGUCACCUUAUGAGCGAGGUCAUCACCAUGAUCAUAGGAAUCGAAGUCCCAACUAUUCUGAGAGGUCUACACAAAACCGAGUUCAUAAUCACGAUCACCGUAGAACUCACGAUCGUCGUAGGAAUCGAAGUCCAAGCUAUUCUGAGAGGUCCCCACCAGAAAGAGGUCAUUAUGAUAAUCAUCAUAGAAAUAAGAGUCCUAAUCAUUAUGAGAAGCCCCUAAAAGAUCGUUCUCGAUAUCAUGAUCACAGAGUCCGUGCCUCUAUAUCCAAGGAGCAUUCUCCAAUCGAUAGGCUUAGGCCUGGUAAUAAGGAAAGUGAUAGAAUAAAUGGAGCAAGUGAAAGGUUAUAUAGUCCUUCUGCAGUCAAAGACCAUGAAGAGAUGCCUGAUAACAACUCUAGUGGUAGGAAAUCUCAUCCGUCUAAAGAAGGUACAGAAAUAACCACUCUGCAGAAUGGUGAUGAGACGACAGAAAAAGUGGAUGCCAUAGAACCUCACAAGGAAGCACAGUUAGAGAGCCAGGUGGUGAAUGACAUAGAUAAUACGAUACAGAUUAAUGGAAUUACUGAGGAGCUUCCUUCUAUGGAAGAAGACAUGGAUAUCUGUGACACUCCGCCUCAUCUGCCAGUUAUGACAGAUUUAACCCCAGGAAAAUGGUUAUACCUUGAUCAUUCUGGUGUAGAACGUGGGCCUUCCAAACUGUAUGACCUCAAGAAACUUGUUGAAGAAGGCUUCAUUGUAUCUGAUCACUUGAUCAAGCACUCAGGUAGUGAUAGGUGGGUCACCGUUGAAAAUGCAGUUUCUCCUUUGAUUACUGUGAAUUUUCCAAAUAUUGAAUCAGAUGCUGUUACUCAGCUGGUAAGCCCCCCUGUGGCUUCUGGCAAUAUAUUGGCUGAUGAAAGAGAUACAGUUCAACCUAUAAUUCAUCAAGCUGACGAAAUAAUAACUACCAUUAAGGGAACUUUAUGCUUCAAAGAUGAUAAUUCUGCUAUCGACGAGCUUUUAGAGGAGCACUACAUUGAAGAAAGGGUUGGAACAUUGUUGGAGGGGUUUUCUGUAAUUCCUGGCAAGGAACUUGAGGCAAUUGGUGGAGCACUGCAAAUGACAUUUGAUCAUGUAGACUGGGAGAUGUGGGGAGACUCUGAAGGUUUCGCUAGCUACCAAAUCCACUCCAGGAAACAAGAUGAUGAAAGUAAAGACGAAGUCUUUUGGUAUCAUAAGUUUGCAAUCAAAGAGUCUACAGAAAAGUCCGUCUUUCUGUCUGUUAGGGAUUGCUCUAUAACUUCUGGUGAUACUGAUGAUGCGUUCUGUGGUCCAUGGUCAUGCAAAGGUGGUGACUGGACGAGGAAUGGUGAAACUCUCUCAGAUAUUUCCAUGACAAAUAAACUUGUCCUCAAUGAUGGCUUUCCACUUUGCCAGAUGCCCAGUUCUGGAUACAAAGACCCUCGGUGGCAUCACAAAGAUGAAUUAUUCUAUUCCUCCCACAAUAGAAGACUUGAUCUACCAAACUGGGCUUUAUCUGUACCUGAUGAGUGCAAUGAUCCUUUAGGUGAAAGUGGGGUAGGUCCAACUAAAACUGUGGUUACAAGGGGCCUGAAAGGAGCCAUGCUCCCAGUGGUCAGAAUAAAUGCAUGUGUAGUCAAGGAUCGUGGUUCAUUUGUUUCAGAGUCCCUCUCUAAAGCCAGACUGAAGGAGAUAUGUUCUUCAAGGUCGUCCAGGCACUAUUCGAUGGGCAGUGAAGGGAGGAUAUUGUCUGAAGAAACUGUCUCUCAAUCUAAACAUAUUCAUCAGCAAGAGGUGUUAGCUCCAUAUAAGAGUAUCUUGUCUGGGAAUAUACUGAAAGAUCACCUUUCCACAAUAGAUGACUUACAUUUACAGUUAGGUGAGUGGUAUUACCUUGAUGGUGCAGGGCAUGAGAGAGGGCCUUCAUCAUUUUCAGAAAUCCAGAAAUUGGUUGAGCAAAAUAUUGUUCCAAAGUAUAUCAGCAUUUUCAGAAAGAGUGAUUGCAUCUGGGUUCCAGUUACCUCAACUAUAGAGGCUUUUGGAGCCUCUCAGAAGGCCCAAGGAGAGACUAAUCAUACAUCUAGCUGUGGUCCUGGUGGUUCUACAGUGCAAUCACAGGGCAUUACUCCAAACCAAAUUGAGGCUUCCAAUUUGUUUCAUAGCUUACAUCCACAGUUCAUUGGAUUUACAAGGGGAAAGCUGCAUGAAUUGAUCAUGAAGUCAUACAAGAGUAGGGAAAUUACUGCAGCGAUAAAUGAGGUUCUGGAUCCUUGGAUUAAUGCAAAGCAGCCUAGGAAGGAUACAGAAAAAAUUGUUUGCAACAAUAGUGAUGAUUAUCGUCCUGGUAAAAGAGCAAGGUUUCUCCUGGAUGAAACUGAAGAGUAUGAAGUGGGAGAAGCUAUUGGUGACAUCAUGUUUGAUGAUUUGUAUUGCGAUGCUACAUUUCACAGAGAAGUUGCUAGAACUGGGGCCGUUCCUGUGAGCUGGGGUCUAAUGGAUGGUCAGGUGCUGGCACGUAUAUUUCAUUUCCUCCGAUCAGACAUGAAAUCCCUUAUCCACGCUGCUUUGACCUGCAUGCACUGGAGAAUAUUAGUAAAAGUAUACAAGGAUAUCUGCAAACAGGUCGACUUGUCCUUUCUUGGGCACAGUUGUACCGACUCCAUGGCUCGGAAUAUCAUGAGUGGUUAUAAGAGAGAGAAGGUAGCUUCACUGAUACUACUAGGCUGUACUAACGUCUCUUCCCCUCUACUUGAAGAAAUCAUUAGGUCAUUUCCUUGUCUAUCCUUUAUAGAUAUUCGGGGGUGUAAUCAGCUGGGUGACUUGCCCAAAAAAUAUCCAAGGAUUAAUUGGAUCAUGAGAAGAAUUAGGAGCCUUAAGGACGUGAAUGAUAGAACAUCAUCAGCUUAUACAAGUCAUAAUGGUCUGACUAGACAUGGAGAACUCAAGGAUUAUCUGGAGAGCUCAGAGAAGAGGGACUCAGCUAAUCAAUUGUUCCGUGGAAGCUUAUACAAAAGGUCAAAGCUUUUUGAUGCUAGAAAGGCCUCUUCUAUUCUACCUAGGGAUGCCCACAUGAGACAAUGGUCUGUUAAGAAAUCUGAAAAUGGUUACAAGAGGAUGGAGCAAGUUCUUGCUUUAGGUCUGAAAGACAUAAUGAAAGAGAAUACGAUCGAUAUUUUUGUGCCUAAGGUGGCUGAUAUUGUGGACAGAAUAAGGAAGGGUUACUAUGCUGUCCGGGGCUUGCACUCUGUCAAGGAGGAUAUUAUUCGCUUGUGCAGAGAUGCUAUCAAAGCAAGGUGUCGGAGUGAUGCUGCGGACAUGAAUCGCAUGUUGAAGCUCUUUAUCCAACUAGCCACUAGUUUAGAGAGUAGUUCCAGACCUCAUCAAAGAGAUGUCCUAAUCAAGAACUGGAAAGAUGUUUCAACUGCAGGAUUUUCCUCAACUACAUCCAGAUAUAAAAAUUUAAAGAAGACUGGAGAAAGGAAGCACACGACCAGGCAUAACAUUAUCUCUUUAAUUAAUGGAGGUUCCGACAAUAGAGAUUGUGUCUCUGAUCAAGAAAUUAGAAGGUGUUUAUCCAGGUUGAGCAAGAAAUGCAUGUACUCAGGAAGUGAAACCUCUGAUGGCCUUGACGGAUCAUCUGAGACCAAGAGUGAUGGUGAAAGUGCUGCCUCAGAUGCAGAAAGUGACUUGGAAUUCACGUUAGAAAGUGGAACUAGAGAGUCAAGAGGGGAUGGAACCCUUUCCAUAGAUGACGCAGAUUAUUUGACUGAGCGUGAGUGGGGUGCUCGCAUGACAAAGGUCAGCCUAGUUCCUCCUGUUACCCGAACGUACGAAUUGAUUGAUCAAUAUGUGAUUGUGGCUGAUGAAGAACAAGUUAAAAGGAAAAUGUGUGUUUCUCUGCCUGAAGACUAUGCUGAUAAGUUAAAAGCCCAGAAAGAUGGUCUCGAGGAGUCUGAUAUGGAGAUCCCUGAAGUGAAGGUUUACAAACCUAGAAAAUAUCUUGGAACCGAAGUGAUAGAACAAGAAGUUUAUGGAAUAGACCCUCACACACACAACCUUUUACUUGAUUCCAUGCCAGAAGAAUCAGAUUGGACUCUUACUGAUAAACAUGUAUUUAUAGAAGAAGUGCUUCUUCGCACUCUCAAUAAGCAAGCUCAGAACUACACUGGCACAGGAAAUACCCCUAUGAUGUAUCAUUUGCAGCCUGUUAUUGAGGAUAUCCUGAAAAAGGCCGAAGAAAAUUGUGAUAUGCCAACUAUGAGAUUAUGUGAAUCCAUCUUAAAACAGAUUGAUUCUCGUUCAGGGGACAAGUACAUCGCAUAUAGAAAGGGCCUCGGAGUUGUAUGCAACAAGAAAGGAGGCUUUAGUGAAGAUGACUUUGUGGUUGAGUUUUUGGGUGAGGUCUAUCCUGCUUGGAAAUGGUUUGAGAAGCAAGAUGGGAUUCGUUCCUUACAAAGAAACAACGAAGAACCAGCACCAGAAUUCUACAACAUUAAUCUUGAAAGACCAAAGGGCGAUGCUGAUGGAUAUGACUUGGUGAUAGUUGAUGCAAUGCACAAAGCAAACUAUGCAAGCAGAAUUUGUCAUUCAUGUCAUCCAAACUGCGAAGCAAAAGUUACUGCAGUCAAUGGUCAUUACCAGAUCGGAAUAUACACUGUUCGUCCAAUUGAAUAUGGUGAAGAGGUCACGUUCGAUUAUAACUCUGUUACAGAGAGUAAGGAAGAGUAUGAAGCUUCCGUUUGUUUAUGUGGCAGCAGGGUUUGUCGUGGAAGCUACUUGAAUCUUACAGGAGAAGGUGCUUUUCAAAAGAUUUUGGAAGAGUGGCAUGGAAUACUGGAUUGCCACUACUUGAUGCUAGAGGCAUGUGAAUUGAAUGCUGUUACCCAAGAAGAUUACUUAGAUUUGAGCAGGGCUGGUCUGGGUAGCUGUUUACUUGGCGGGUUACCAAAUUGGCUUGUUGCUUAUACAGCUCGUUUGGUAAGGUUUAUUAAUUUUGAAAGGACCAAACUUCCUGAUGCAAUUCUAAGGCAUAAUUUGGAAGAAAAGCAGAAAUAUUUUGUAGAAAUCUCCAUUGAUGUUGAGAAAAAUGAUGCUGAGAUUCAGGCUGAGGGGGUCUAUAACCAAAGGCUUCAGAACUUAGCCCUUACUCUUGACAAGGUGGGAUAUGUGAUAAGACGACUAUACAGUGAUCCAAAGGAAGCACCGCCUCUGCUAGAAAAGCUGAGUCCUGAAGCAGCAGUUUCCUUUCUGUGGAAUAGAGAAGGCUCUUUUGUUGAGGAUCUUAUUGCGAGUAUAGCUCCUUAUAUGGAUGAUGGCAUGUUAAAUGACCUGAAGUCAAAGAUCCAUGACCAUGAUCCCUCUGGCUCUACUGAUGUCCGGGAGGAACUUAAAAAAUCUUUAAUAUGGUUAAGGGAUGAGGUGAGAAAUCUCCCAUGUACAAAUAAAUGCCGUCAUGAUGCUGCUGCAGAUUUAAUUCACAUAUAUGCAUAUACAAAGUAUUUUUUCAGAAUUCGGGUGUACGAAAGUGUAACAUCUGAACCUGUUAACAUUAGUCCGCUUGAUCUUGGCCCCAAGUACAGCGACAAACUGGGGCCAGGAGAAGUACACGAAUAUUGCAAGACUUAUGGAGAAAAUUAUUGUUUAGGACAGUUGAUGUAUUGGCAUACUCAGGCUAAUGCUGACCCAGACUCAAAAUUGACAUGUGCAUACAAGGGUUGCCUGUCCUUGCCUGAUAUUGAGUCCUUUUAUGCCAAGAUUCACAAGCCAUCUGAAAAACGGGUGUAUGGACGACGAACUAUCAAAUCCAUGCUUGCAAGAAUGGAGAAACAACCACAAAGAGCAUGGCCAGAUGAUCAGAUAUGGGAAUUCAAUAAGAAAAUGCCAAAAGUGUUGGGAAGCCCAAUGUUCGACUCUGUGGUUCAGAAUUCUCCUCUAGACAAAGAAAUGGUGAAUUGGUUGAAAAAUAGACCGGCUAUUUUUCAAGGAAUGUGGGACCAUCAACGGUAGAUUAUAGUAAUAAACCUUUCCACCACAUUAUGUGAUAGAUUAUUGGUCAGAAUAGCAUAUGUUAGUUCAGGGAUCCAUUCUUAUGUACAGUGUAGAGUGAUUUUUAGUGUUUUUAUAAGGUUGAUUAGUCUUAUUUUAAAAAAGUACUAAAAUGUAAAUGGUUAGUGUUAGUUAGUCAUUGUUGUUAACUUGUUAUUGCAAAGGAGGCUAAUUUUAAUAAUAUUUUGAUUGUUGUGU
Impatiens glandulifera is the source of this 7926-nucleotide messenger RNA. RefSeq names its product histone-lysine N-methyltransferase ATXR3-like. The transcript has 19 exons. NCBI's taxonomy places the organism in Eukaryota, Viridiplantae, Streptophyta, Magnoliopsida, Ericales, Balsaminaceae. The record is from RefSeq and is a predicted model, not a curated record. Gene Ontology annotation, molecular function: protein binding. The coding region runs from base 553 to 7689 and encodes 2378 amino acids.